This is a messenger RNA of Pyrus x bretschneideri (Chinese white pear), 1462 nucleotides long. RefSeq lists its product as uncharacterized. The record is from RefSeq and is a predicted model, not a curated record. NCBI's taxonomy places the organism in Eukaryota, Viridiplantae, Streptophyta, Magnoliopsida, Rosales, Rosaceae. The transcript has a single exon. The coding region runs from base 324 to 1148 and encodes 274 amino acids.
UUUUACCAAUCUUUCAACCCUGGGCUAACUUUCAAUUCACCAAACUUCGAACACCAAAUUUUCAAUUCACCAACCGUUGAACACCACACUUUCAACUUUCACCAACUAUAUAAACACCAAACUUUCAACUUUCACCAACUAUAUAAACACCAAACUUUCAACCAACCAUUCACCACCAAACUUUCAGAAAUCAUCCUCUAUAUAAACAUAUGUCCAAUAUUUGUUGAUCACACAACCUUUCAACCUUCAAUCAUCCUUUAUAUUCACCCAUAUUUCAACUUUCAAAGAGUUUUUGUUUCCUAAAAAUCCUCAAUAUCUCAUCAAUGGGUGAUAGAAUAAGGCGUAGUAUGGCAAUGCAGAUGGCACAAUACCAAGCAAGGAUGGAGAUUGAGGAUGCAGAAUUGUUCAAUGCUGAAGUUGAACUAUUCAACUCGUUUAUGCAAUCUGAGCACAAUGGCGAAUCUAGUCAUCGUGGUUCUGUCACGGGGCGUUCAUAUGUGCAGCGUGAUAAAGAAGAGUGUUAUGAUCGAAUGAUGAAAGAUUAUUUCAUAGAGCGUCCGAGAUUUCCUGCUCAUGAUUUUCGGAGGCGGUUUCGGAUGAGGAGAGAGCUUUUUGAAAGCAUCUUGAAUGCAGUUGUCAAUCAUGACCACUACUUUGAAUGGAAGGUAGAUGCCACAGGCCGACAAGGUCUAUCACCUCAUCAGAAACUCACAUCUGCUUUUCGCAUGCUAGCUAAUGGAUGCUCUGCAGACUCAACUGACGAGUAUUGCCGCCUUGCAGAAAGUACUGCUAUUGAGAACCUGAAGCGCUUCUGUAAGGCAAUUGAAGGCAUAUAUGGAGCCACAUACCUCCGCAACCCAAAUCGUGCAGACUUGAAGAGGCUUCUACGCAAGGCAGAAAAAAGAGGCUUCCCUGGCAUGAUAGGAAGUCUCGAUUGUAUGCAUUGGGAGUGGAAGAAUUGUCCUAUUGGUUGGGCUGGCCAAUUCAAGGGCCGUUAUGACAAGCCAACCAUCGUGCUCGAGGCUGUGGCGUCUUACGACACAUGGAUUUGGCAUGCUUUCUUCGGUGCUCCUGGAUCAAACAACGAUAUCAACGUUCUUUGGUCUUCUCCUUUAUUCGAUAAUGUUGUCAAUGGAUGGGCACCAUAAUUUCGGUACAAGGUAAAUGGUAAUAGGUAUGAGCUAGGUUACUACCUAACUAAUGGUAUUUAUCCUAGUUGGUCUACUUUUGUCAAAAGUUUUUCUCAUCCCGAUAGUGCAAAGAAGAAAUUAUAUUCGCAGAGGCAAGAGUCUUACAGGAAGGAUGUGGAGAGAGCGUUUGAGAUUCUACAAGCUCGAUGGGCCAUUGUUAGAGACCCGAUAUGAUAGGGUCACCUUGAGUGAGUAUAUGAGACGUUUAAAUAGAAUUCAAGCUCCUCAAUGUCAUGACACACUCCGUAAAGAUUUGGUUGAGCAUGUAUGGU